Closterium sp. Yama58-4 is the source of this 417-nucleotide messenger RNA. The record is from the annotation of a GenBank genome assembly. Lineage: Eukaryota; Viridiplantae; Streptophyta; Zygnematophyceae; Desmidiales; Closteriaceae.
AUGAGCGGCACAGCCAAGGGAAUGGGUCCCCCUCCGGUAGACCCCCUCCCCCCUCAGGGUCCUGCUCCUUCAGGUGUGUCUCAGGUAGACCCACUUCCCUUGGCUGAGCCUGUCGAGGUCACUGGUGACUCUGGUGCUGCUGGGGGUGGUGCUGCUCGGGGUGCUGCGUCUGGGGGUGCUGAGCCUGCGGGUGCGGAGCCUGGGGGUGCUGAGCAUGGGGGUGCGGAGCCUGGGGGUGCUGAGCCUAGGGGUGCUGCGUCUGGGGGUGCUGAGCCUAAGGGUGUUGCGUCUGGGGUUGCUGAUCUUGCAGGUGCUGAGUCUGGGGGUCCUGUGCCUAGUGGUGCUGCGUCUGCUGGAGGUCCUCAGAGUGCCACGCCGCAGCAGUCUGGCCAGCGAGAGCCUCUCUCACCUCAGUAG